Messenger RNA from Coniosporium apollinis CBS 100218, 702 nucleotides. Its product is annotated as pea pathogenicity protein 2. The coding region runs from base 1 to 702 and encodes 233 amino acids. The record is from RefSeq and is a predicted model, not a curated record. NCBI's taxonomy places the organism in Eukaryota, Fungi, Ascomycota, Dothideomycetes. The transcript has 3 exons.
AUGGUCGACCUCCACAGCCUACCUGAGGGCUCCCAUCCCUCCAAAGCAGUCCGCAACAACGGCUCUAACGACCUCGCCAUAGAACGUUUCAAGCUCCGCGAGCUCGCAGAAGGAUGGCCUAUGUACCGCGACGCCUGCGAAUGGGAAAACCUCCUCUCCAUCUUCCACCCCGACGCCUACAUCUAUACGACCUGGACCGGCCGCACACACCACGCCGACUUCAUCGCGGCCUCAAAAGCCGGCAUGGACAAAGGUGCCUUCAUCAUGCACCGCUGCCACGGCGCCUCGACAGAUAUCAACAUGGAGGCCACACGCGCAGUGACGAAGAUGAAGGCGACCAUCACGCAGCGGUUCGUCAUUGAGGGCUGCGAGGUCGAUGCCGAGAGCGACUGCCGCUUUUGCUUUUUCUGGGAACGGUGGGAGGGCGAAUGGAGGGCAAGAUUUGUGCGGCACUGGUACGAGAAGGACAAGCUCAUCCCGAUAAAUCCGAAUAAGGUGCCCAAGCUUGACGAGGAGAAGCUUGCUGGUUACCCAACUGGCUACAGGUAUCUGGCGUACUGCCAGGAGGCGACCAUGGGUGUGAAGGUCAUGCUGGAUAUGCCCGGCCACCGGCGAGAAAAUGACAACGUGAAUGGGAAGAAGCACGACCUGCUAUACUGGCAAUGUAAGCAGUGGGUCGAGGGCGAAGAGGUGGAUAUAUAG